AGAAGAAUCAAACGAUUUUUCUUUCCAAGUUCGCAGUCGUCUUGAAAGCUUGGAAGUCCGAGAGUUCCGACUUCCCAGAUCCUUGAUGGUUUGAAACCAGCAUUAUUAGGGGUGUUUUCACAUAUUCAUUAUUGAUCUCUUCACCGGUGGUGAGGAUUCUAUACCACCUACGAAAUGAUUAGGAGCUUCAGGAUUAGAAAAUGCCUUCUAACCACUGUUCUAAUAUGCAUCACUACCAUCAUUGUGUUUUAUUCUGGACGGCAAUCUUCCAAUUCAUUUGUGGUUUUUAUAAGAAAUGCCCUUCGGCCGCUGGACGGAAUCUUCUCUCCACCGCCGGACAACGACCCAUGGUUUCAGAAGCGCUUCAUCAGAUCUAUCAAACCAUUUCUGACGAGAGAGAACAAUAAACUAUCCGAUGAUACCAGAACGUGGUGGCGGGAAAUCCAGAAUGACAGUAGCACAGCCAAAUUCAGCGACGUGGUGGAGAAGUUGUUCCAGGUCAUCCCUGAUGCUGACCUACACAUGGACACGGGCCAUGAGCGCCAUGGAAGCUGUGCUGUGGUGGGGAACUCUGGGAACCUCAAGGGUUCCUACUACGGAGCCCUCAUAGACUCCAGUGACGUCGUCAUAAGAAUGAACAAGGCUCCUACCUCUGGCUAUGAGGAGGAUGUUGGGACACGGACCACGUAUCACGUCAUGUACCCAGAGAGUGCAAUAGAUCUGGACAAAGCCACUAGGUUCCUGUUGAUCCCUUUCAAGACUCUGGACCUUCAGUGGCUACCAGGCGCCAUGACCACUGGGUCUAACAUCACUUUGUCAUAUUUACCACUUAGACAGAAGAUAAAGGCCAACAAAGAUUUGGUAUUGGUUCUGAAUCCUGUGUUCAUGAAAUAUGUUCAUGAAACCUGGCUUGACUAUCAGGGCAAAUACCCCUCUACUGGAUUCAUGGCUUUGAUAUUAUCCCUACACAUCUGUGACAAGGUGAAUGUGUAUGGAUUUGGGAAAGACAAAGCUGGGAACUGGCACCACUACUGGGAAACCUUAGUGGAUAAAAAUCUCCAAACUGGAAUACACGAUGGAAACUACGAGUACAACGUCACCAUGAGGCUCUCGGAAAUACACAAACUACAGCUAUUUAAGGGAUUUAGUUUAUAAUUCAUAAUGUCCCUUACAGCUGUAUAUACACUAUAAAGAGCUUUUUAUUAAAGCGGAUUAAUCAAAUAGGUGUUAGCCUGUUGUCUACAUUGCACAGGGUUUACAUACUCAAAUACCUUCUCCUUUUAUCUGCACUACCGUUUUUGGUUUUGUGUGAACUUGAACAAUUUGGGGCCAAAUUUAUGAACUUUGGCUUAGAACAUGGUUUAACCAUUGGUCUAAAAUGGCUAGCUACUAGCUUUUCUCAUAGGCCAACCUGGUGAAAUUAGCCACGAUGCUGAGGACGGUCAGCAGAUAAUUGUAUCCAGUAACAAAUUCCGUCUCGGCCAGUUUAAAAUUGGCAUGACCCAAUGCUUUUUUUUCACUAAUGCAUCCUUAACAGAAGUCCACCGGCACGUUCUGAUACUCAAAUUAACUGCAUCACAUGAAAGAAUCUGUCUGGACGAUUACCUCAGUGUAAGAUGCCUAGUUCCUGACAAUAUUCACCACCUGUGAUGUAAGUAUGAAUCUCCCGUGUUAUCAUUUCUGUUUCAACAUGUGAAUUUACAUUCAUUGUGGUAUUGUUAAGGAAACUACAGCCAUCACCUUAAAAAUGAAGCCUAAGAAUGAAUUUCAUAAAGCGCUAGGCCUACGACUUCAGCCUUCACCUACACUGCUACUAGGGCCUAAUAAUAUCUCAGCAUAUGAGGCUGCAUGGAUGUGUACACUAGCCUACAAGUACGUUAGAGCUACAAUGUUUUUAUAAUCCUUAUCUAGCUGAUCUAUCCUACCUUGUUUAACAGUGUAAAUUGACUCGUCUGGCUAGGUUCACCAAGUGUCCAGUAAAGUGAAGCUACACCAGAAAUCCGCUGAGGUGAAGCCUAGCCUCCUCAUGGCUUCACUACUUAUGAAACCCAUUCAGUAAGCGACUGACUGCUCUCCUAUUCUCUAACACAUGCUAUUGACUGACUGGCUUAGCCUAUAUAGACAUUCAGAUCGACAAUAGAGCCAUCUUCAUUGUCGUGGAUGUGAUAUUUGCCGGGCUAGCUUAUAUCAACACGAUAGCCUAUUGUCGGUUUAAAUAGCUAUUU
This is a messenger RNA of Oncorhynchus mykiss (rainbow trout), 2225 nucleotides long. The record is from RefSeq and is a predicted model, not a curated record. NCBI's taxonomy places the organism in Eukaryota, Metazoa, Chordata, Actinopteri, Salmoniformes, Salmonidae.